Messenger RNA from Gasterosteus aculeatus aculeatus (three-spined stickleback), 3938 nucleotides. Its product is annotated as junctional adhesion molecule 3B. Gene Ontology annotation, molecular function: integrin binding; protein homodimerization activity; cell-cell adhesion mediator activity. The record is from RefSeq and is a predicted model, not a curated record. Gene Ontology annotation, cellular component: protein complex involved in cell adhesion; plasma membrane; cell-cell contact zone. Lineage: Eukaryota; Metazoa; Chordata; Actinopteri; Perciformes; Gasterosteidae. Gene Ontology annotation, biological process: cell migration; cell-cell adhesion.
CCACUCCCUGUGUUUCUCUCCCUCUCUCCAACCACACCAAAGCUUCUUUGGGCUACUUUGCGCAUGUACGGCCAGUCAAACAAGCACUGCAUCGACUCCAAGAUGGCGAAAACACGUCUGGUUUGCCUCCUGACUCUCCUCUCAACUCACUGCUACUUCAGCACAUUGGCAGUGGUGUUAAAGACAAACAACGAAUCGCCAUGGACCAACGAGUUUGACAAAAUCGAGUUAUCCUGUUUGAUUGAGUCCAUUUCCACAACCAACCCCAGGAUCGAAUGGAAGAAGAUAACAAAUGAGGGUCCGAGUUACGUGUACUUUGACGGGCACAUCUCAGGAGACCUUGAAAACAGAGCGUUGAUCCGAGAACCGGCCACGCUACUGAUUACCAACGCCACAAGGUCGGACACAGCCAAGUACCGCUGCGAGGUCACCGCCGCCGACGACCAGAAGUCAGUAGAUGAGAUCGUGAUCGACCUCGUUGUGAGAGUGAAGCCGGUGGUGCCGAAAUGCAGCGUCCCAAAGUCGGUGCCUUUUGGGAAGUCGGCCGAGCUGAGCUGCAUGGAGGAGGAGGGCUUCCCCAAGUCCCAGUACCAGUGGUUCAAGAACAAGGAGGAGAUUCCUGACGACCCAAAGUCCAGCAUCAAAUUCUUCAACUCCUCGUACACGCUCAACGCAGACUCAGGGACUCUGAAGUUCAUCGCAGUCAGAAAAGAAGAUGCAGGCGAGUACUCGUGCCGAGCGAAGAACGAUGCAGGGUACUCUGAGUGUCCGCCGCAGCAGAUGGAAGUCUACGAUAUCGAUGUUGUGGGGAUUAUACUGGGAGUGCUGGUGGUGGUCGUGGUGCUCGUAUGUAUGACCGCAGGGAUCUGCUGUGCGUACAAGCGAGGCUACUUCUCGAGCCAGAAACCGACGGGAAACAAUUACAAAGUUCCAGCUAAAGGAGAUGGAGUGGACUACGUCAGGACAGAGGAUGAGGGAGAUUUCCGACACAAGUCGUCAUUUGUGAUCUGAGGAGGGACGGACGAGGGGUCUCUGUGCAGAGCGGGGGGACGUGGCCUGUGGGGACCCUGCGAGGAGCCGCCACAGUCCACACGCCCUGAGCCCUCGACGCGACCCAAAAUCUCAAGUUUGCCAAAGGUGAUGGGAUUUCAUGGAACUUUAGACUACACAACGUAGGAGACUGAGACCGUCGACUCUUUACUGCCACCAACCCAAUUCUUUUGCUCAAUUAUGGAGUUCUUGCUUUACAGCUGUUGCAUGGUUUGAAAAACACAGAACGAGGUGGAGGAAGCGAUUCUUUGUUCUGCCAGGUAGAAAAGGAGGAGCGUCUUCCCUCCCGAGUCAAUCCAUCAUCACACCUUUCUACUUUUGCUUCGAAGCCCUCUCGUCAUUUGUAUAACCUUUCUUUUUCUACUAUUGAAAUUUGUCAGACUAUUUUUGAUGGAAUAUAUUUUAAAAAUGCCUAUAGAUAAAGGUUUACUUUUUUAAAUAUUUGUAAAAUACUAACAUGUAUUAUUAGUUUUUUUUUGUUUUUUUGUUUUUGGUCGUGGAUGAAACAAGUAUGUAACACUUUAACCACAUCAGACUGGACAAAAAAGACUUGAAUCUGCAUAUCGCGAUGGCGUUCUCGAUCAGCGGUCUUACAUAUUUAAUUUCCCGCCCGCUUUUUGACUCCUCCAUGUUCAUGUUUGUAGAUAGUCUUAGUAAGAGGCUUUGAAGUGUGCCAGUCCAAUGCUGUGAAACACUGCACACAAUCAGUGCUGCAUUUUCUUGAUUUUAAGUGUCCUUCUAUGCUUGCUGUUGAUCUUGUAUAUAUUGAAUUUACUGUCCAGGUUUUGUUGUCAUGUGUUUGUCAGUAUUACACCAUAAUAAUUAUGUUAAUAAUAAUAAUACAGGGUUUGUCGCUUAACCUUCCAGACCCCAAAGAAAGGAAGUUCUAAUACUAGAUGUGCUACUGUGAUGUUUUACUGGGUGAAAUCCCUCGAUUUGAUUUCUGAAUGGAAACAAAUUGGACCAAGGACAGAGACUUUAUUUUGAUGACAGUUUAAGUUGCAUUCAGUCAACGCACCAAGAACAUCAGUGGAAAUGUGACUGUACCGUGCAUUCACAGACUGCUGCGUCAGGUGCCCAAUCUGACCGUGUCCAAUCGGUUUCAAAGCGUUUUUUUUUUUUUCUAAUAUUUGUGCAAAUAGAGAGUAGACCAGAUUCUAACAGAUGUUGUUUUAGUUGAUCUGACCCGCCAGUGAUAAACAGCUGGGGUCUGGAGGGUUAAUAGUUGUACUGAUUGUAUAUAGAGAUUUCUCUUUCCCUCUGACAAUUCUAAAUGUCCUAUUUGAGGCAAUAUGAAACUCUUCCAUGUGUAAGGUAACAUAAAAGGUAACAUUUUAUCAUAUCAUGCAUAGCACAUAUAUGGAAGCAUAAGAGGCAAGUGAGAAUCAUUUUUUAUCAUUUGUUAGUUACUUUGGUUUAACAGAAGAAGAAAAAAUGCUUGGUUUAAAAAAAAUAGAAGAAUAGAAUAGUUUUCACUGAAAAAACCUAGAAAAGGGACCCUGGCAGAACCUUUUUUUUGUCUAUUCUUCAGUCAUUAACAGAGGUGAGAAACCAAUUUACAUGACUACGACUAUACUAUAAAAUGGAUUCCCAGAAUUAUUAUUUUCUCACUGGCCCCACAAGGCUUCCAUACAUGAACAAGAGCUUCUGUUCCGCCUUGAUUCGACCCUUGUGGCCAUAUUCUUGUUGUAAUUCUUGAAGGCUUCAACAGAAAUCAAACAAACAAACCUGAUUUGUUUUAGACUUCCAUGCAGCUCACUGACCACUUGUUCAGCUGUUAUGAAGUAAGAACUGUGGUAAAAUGUUAACCGAGUACCAGUCAUGGGAGGGACGAUCUGCCCAACAUUUGCAUAGAGGAAGAAGAGCCACUGCUUUUUCCGAGUUGCAUUAAUGAAUCCAUUUACGGUUACAUUACUGCUCAUGGUUACAAGUCACGUAGCGCGCCGGCGCAUACGUUUCCCCACCUCCAGUUUUUCGUUCCAAAUUUCGUUCCUCUUAAGUGCCUUCUGCCGGACGAGUAGUACGAUUUCUCCACAGCGGUGCUCCACCUCCCCCCCGCCCCCUUCCCGUGUGAGUGGCUAUAUGAUGCUGUCAGAAGCGCCAUGUUUUACAUCCAUUGAACCACCAGCGCGGCGUUUGAGAGGAAUGAUGACACCGUAAAUUUCCCCCCUCCUAUCUUUUACAUAUGUAUCUGAAAAUGUGUAAAUAGCCUUUUUUUUAUAGAUUUGAAGGACAUGUUGAAGUAGAAAUAGAAAUAUAUUAGUGCCUAAAUAUAGUGGGAUUAUUUUUGGUAGAGACACACAGCACUAUUAGGCAAAAAGAAAAAUUGGACACCCAUUGGCAUGCGAGUUCCGGGUUCUAACGCGUUUUAAAGACUCACUGUGACUCAUUGCUUGCAGCAAUGAACACGAUGUCCAAACUGAGUAUUCACUCAGUAUUCAUGAAAAGUGCCAUGCAGCCGCAACGGAGCUCUCAUUAUUCCGCUGGUUGGGAGCAUUUUUACAUAAAGCCGAGCUCAAGCAAAGCGUAGGCCGCAACAACUAACAGGACUUGCAGCUUCACGUAGGCGCACAUCCACCCCACAGGCGGCCCCUCAAACAGGGCAAGGACGGGAACUACGUCGACGUGAUGGAGAGAGACUGCUCACAGUCUGUGUGUCAAACCGAGUUCUCUCACAGUGUUUGAACUCCAAGAUGGCAGCGUUCCACUGAUCCAACACUGGGGAAACUGUAAUCAACUGAGGACUUGGUACAACGUGCAAGAAGGCGGGAUGCUCUGAACCAAGCUCACAUAGAGUAGAAUGUCCAUCUGGGGCCUGCUGAGGGGUUGUUUGUGUUCUUUUCAGAACCACUUUAUUUGUGAUUAAUAAAAACUCACUUCUAACAUUA